Molecule: messenger RNA, 2887 nt
Organism: Aspergillus nidulans FGSC A4
Lineage: Eukaryota; Fungi; Ascomycota; Eurotiomycetes; Eurotiales; Aspergillaceae
Product: putative ATP-dependent RNA helicase dbp10
Exons: 1
Coding region: 5-2815 (936 amino acids)
Cellular component (GO): nucleus; nucleolus
Molecular function (GO): ATP hydrolysis activity; nucleic acid binding; RNA helicase activity
Source: RefSeq, a predicted model, not a curated record
AAAAAUGCCUUCCCGCGCCGCCUCUCCGGCGUUAUCGGAGAAUGAAUUCGACAUCACAGGCGCGCUUUUCCAGAAUGACAGCGACUCCGAUGCCGAGACGCAGAAGCCAACGAAACGAAAGAAGGUACCGGCGGCACCGAAUGUCAAUCUUGAUUUUCUAGGCGAAGCAAAUGCAGGCGACUCGGACGAAGAUGAUGAAGCUUUCAUCGCGGAGAAGCAGACAUCCGCGAACCGGAAGAGUGCGAACCUGAAGGGCCGAACGGUGAAGAAGGGCGGUGGUUUCCAGGCUAUGGGAUUAAAUGCGAAUCUGCUUAAGGCAAUCGCGCGGAAGGGGUUCUCUGUUCCCACGCCUAUCCAGCGCAAGACUAUACCCGUCAUCAUGGAGGACCAAGACGUUGUUGGUAUGGCGCGGACAGGAUCAGGCAAGACGGCUGCGUUUGUGAUUCCGAUGAUUGAAAAGUUGAAGUCGCAUAGUACGAAGUUCGGCGCUCGGGGUUUGAUUCUGUCGCCGUCGCGUGAGUUGGCGCUGCAAACACUCAAGGUUGUCAAGGAGCUGGGAAAGGGAACCGAUCUCAAGUCCGUAUUGCUGGUUGGUGGUGAUAGUUUGGAGGAGCAGUUCGGCAUGAUGGCUGGGAACCCAGAUAUCGUUAUUGCGACGCCUGGUCGAUUUUUGCAUUUGAAGGUCGAGAUGAACCUGGACUUGUCGAGUAUUAAAUAUGUUGUGUUUGACGAGGCGGAUCGGCUCUUCGAGAUGGGUUUCGCGGCCCAGUUAACGGAGAUUCUGCAUGGGUUGCCGUCUACAAGGCAGACACUGCUGUUUUCUGCGACACUGCCAAAGUCUCUGGUCGAAUUUGCGAGGGCUGGUUUGCAGGAUCCCACGCUGGUUCGGUUGGAUACGGAGAGCAAGAUUUCACCAGAUCUGCAAAAUGCGUUCUUUUCGGUAAAGUCGGCGGAGAAGGAGGGCGCUCUGCUUUAUAUACUUAAUGAGGUUAUCAAGAUGCCAACUGGGCCGACAGAGGCGUCCCUGCGACUAAAGGAAAAAGGCCCCGAAGACUCGAAGAACAAGAAGCGCAAGAGGGCAGAGAUGGAACGGGCUGUGAACAUGAAGGAAUCCCCGACGAAACACUCGACGAUAGUCUUCGCAGCUACAAAACACCACGUCGACUACCUUUAUUCACUCCUCCGCGAAGCUGGGUUUGCAGUCUCUUACGUGUACGGAUCGCUAGAUCAAACGGCCCGAAAGAUACAGGUUCAGAACUUCAGAACCGGCAUUUCCAACAUCCUCGUUGUCACAGACGUCGCAGCUCGAGGUAUCGAUAUCCCCAUCCUUGCCAACGUCAUCAACUACGAUUUCCCCUCGCAACCCAAGAUCUUCGUCCACCGAGUUGGUCGAACAGCCCGUGCCGGACGUAAAGGUUGGAGUUACAGUCUUGUCCGUGACGCAGACGCUCCCUACCUUUUGGAUUUGCAGCUCUUCCUUGGCCGUAAGCUCGUUCUUGGACGUGAAUCAGACCAGGUCAACUUUGCCGAAGACGUAGCGGUUGGUAGUCUGCCUCGCGACGGACUCUCGCAGACCUGCGAGUGGGUCAGCAGAGUCCUAGACGACGAUGCAGAUAUCUUCGCCCAACGCGCCGUAUCCACAAAGGGAGAGAAACUGUAUCUGCGUACAAGGAAUGCAGCCUCUGCCGAAAGCGCAAAGCGUGCCAAGCAAGUUGUUACCUCGGACAACUGGACAGCCGUCCACCCUCUCUUCCAAGACGAGGCGAGCAACCUGGAAGCCGAGCGCGAGAAGAUGCUCGCGCGGAUUGGCGGAUACCGACCCCAGGAGACAAUCUUUGAGGUCCAGAAUCGCCGUGGCGGUAAAGGUGGCAAGGCGAGUGAGCCCGACGAAGCUCUUGACUCCAUCAAACGGGUGCGGAGCACCCUAGAAGCGAAGAAGAAGCAGCGCGCCCAGGCAGAAGAACUAGAAGCCACGACAAACACGGACGGAGCUGAAGUCGACGGGGAUGCCUUCUCAGACUUGGAAGGUGACAACGCAAACAUCCCAGACAAUAUGUCUCUCGCGUCGGAAUCCGACCUUGAAGUCACAUUCUCCUCCUAUAACACGACAGAUAAAGCCUCAAAAUCCAAUUCCAAUUCCAAAUCCGACAGCACCCCGACAACUCUUUUCCAAAACCCUGAAUAUUUCAUGUCCUACACCCCCGCCAACACUUCCCUCGCCGAAGACCGCGCAUACGGCGUGCACUCCGGUACAAAUGCAAACUUUGCCUCCGCCACGCGUAACGCAACAAUGGACCUGCAGGCUGACGAAGGCGGGAAAGGGUUCGGCGAACCCAGAACCCUCAUGCGCUGGGACAAGCGUCAUAAGAAGUAUGUUAGUCGCCAAAACGACGAGGACGGAUCCAAGGGCACCAAACUCGUCCGCGGUGAGAGCGGCGCCAAGAUCGCGGCUACUUUCCGCAGCGGCCGGUUUGAUGCGUGGAAGAAGGGGAAGAGAGUGGGCAGGUUACCGAGAGUCGGCGAGGCGGAAACGCCUGGUCUGGCUGCGGACCUUGGUGGCUCUGGUGGUUCUUUUGGUGGGAAGAGAUUCAGGCACAAGAGCGAGAAGGCGCCCAAGGCUGCAGACCCGUUGAGAGGGGAUUAUGAAAAGAUGAAGAAGAAGGCUGAGGCUGCGAGGGAGAGGGCCGCUAGCAAGGUUGGGGGCGUGACGAGUGGAGGAAAGAGCGAGAUUAGGAAUACGGACGAUAUCCGCAAGGCGAGGAAAUUGAAGCAGAAGAGGAGAGAGAAGAAUGCUCGGCCGUCGAGGAAGAAGUAGACGAUGACCCCUUCCGGCUGUAUCCUGUACAUAGUUAUCAUGUCAAUGUCAAAAGCACUGGAAUACCCUCAG